Cyclocybe aegerita is the source of this 447-nucleotide messenger RNA. Lineage: Eukaryota; Fungi; Basidiomycota; Agaricomycetes; Agaricales; Hemipholiotaceae. The record is from the annotation of a GenBank genome assembly.
AUGGCUUCCGUGUCUUAUCGGACUUACCUCCAGGCCUGCCGUUCCGUCUCGCGGCGUAGCCUUGCCCGAACACUCACGACGGCCCCAAGCACACCAUCCACAUCCCAGACGAGCGCGAGCUCAUCGUCUGUAUCUACACCCGCACCCACAUUAGAGAGCCCGCCUCCGAAUACCCACUUCAAAAUCACCCUCCGACGGUCUGCUAUUUCGCUCGGGGACAAAAUAAAGGGCACUCUGAAGGCACUUGGCAUCCACCGGCGUUUCCAGACUGUCUAUUUCCCAUUUUCACCUGAAGUCGCAGGUAAAAUUCUUCGAGUCAAGGAGCUCGUUGAGGUGGAGAAUGUGCCGACGCACAGGGUCAUGAACAAGCAGCAGCAGCGACAAGCACGGAAGGCGACGAGGGGUUACACGGUGGUCGGUUCGAGGGACGGUUUCAUGCGCAUAUAA